AUGUGGACACACGGUAGUACCUUUUAUAGUAGGCGGAAAAAAGCUCAGAACCGCGAAUUUCCGCACAUGGCGCGUCUUGGUUAUGGCCAAGAAGACAAUAUAAUUUGGGCAUGCGGAGGUUCUUUGAUCAGUGAUAACUUUGUCUUAACGGCAGCUCAUUGUGUUUAUGACAAAAAUUUAGGUUCUGUGAAUUUCGUGCAGUUGGGUGUUACAGAUUUUGAUUCAGGCACACCCAAAAAUUUCGAAUACUCUCAACUCUUCACCGUUUCAGAAAGAUUGAGGCAUCCAGAAUAUAAGCCCAAUUCUAAAUAUUAUGAUGUAGGAUUAUUGAAAUUGAAUAGAAUAGUGAACUUAAACAAGCAAGUAAUACCAAUCUGUUUGCCAAAAAAUAAUGAAAUUACUAAUAAAAAGCUAUAG
Molecule: messenger RNA, 417 nt
Organism: Ctenocephalides felis (cat flea)
Lineage: Eukaryota; Metazoa; Arthropoda; Insecta; Siphonaptera; Pulicidae
Product: phenoloxidase-activating factor 1-like
Exons: 4
Coding region: 1-417 (138 amino acids)
Biological process (GO): proteolysis
Molecular function (GO): serine-type endopeptidase activity
Source: RefSeq, a predicted model, not a curated record